Sus scrofa (pig) is the source of this 593-nucleotide messenger RNA. Lineage: Eukaryota; Metazoa; Chordata; Mammalia; Artiodactyla; Suidae. The record is from RefSeq and is a predicted model, not a curated record.
AUGGGAGUUGACAACCACCAUGCAAAGGACCAAGGAAAGGUUCAUCCCAAGGAACCCAAGAGCCAGGACAUCUACUCGAGGCUGUUGGUCAAGCUGUACAGGUUUCUGGCCAGAUGAACCAACUCCAUCGAUCAAGUUGUGCUGAAGAGGCUGUUCCCUCGAUCAAGUUGUGGUGAAGAGGCUACCAACCGGCCACCCCUGUCACUUUCCCAGAUGUUCCCUUAGAUGAAGCUUCCUGGUGGGAAAGGUAAGACCACCGUGGUCAUAAGGACUAUAACCUAUGAUGUGCAUGACCAGGAGGUGCCCAAACUGAAAGUGUGUGCUCUGUGAGUGAGCAGCUGUGCCCAGAGUUGGAUUCUCAAGGCUGGGGACAAGAUCCUCACUUUCGACCAGCUGGCCUUGGACUCCCCCAAAGGCUGUGGCACUCUCCUCCUCUCUGGUCCUCCCAAGGGCCACGAAGUGUGCAGGCGUUUCAGCAAGGCCCCAGGAACCCUGCAUGGCCACACCAAACCCUGUGUUCGCGCCAAGGGCCGGAAGUUCGAGUGCGCCAGAGGCCAAUGUGCCAGCCGCAGCUACAAAAACUAACCCCAGAG